UAUAAUUUUGUAUUUUUUUGUUUUUGCAUUAAAUGUUCUGCCCUUUCUUCAAAGGUAUACCACGCUCAAGACAUGGAGGAGACAUCGGCCACUUUUACCCCUUAUCUCCAGGACCAUAUAGUCCACUUGAAUAUGUGCAAUGGCAACGACAGCCCUUUUAUCCUUUCUCCUCAACAGCAUUGAGGUCACCGUAUUCCUCCCCUCUAUCCGUAAGUGCUGCCAGCAUACCUAGACUAACACCCACAGGUUUACCCCCUUCACAUCCAGCCAUGCAUCUACCUGGAAUGCCCCCUCAUGCAGCGAUUUCUCUUGGUGUGAAGCACGAUUUACAGCAACAUAGUAACGAUAGAGAAAGAGAGAAGGAGGCCCCACGGCCACCCGAAAAGAAACGUCCCCAUGUAAAGAAACCACUUAACGCAUUUAUGCUGUACAUGAAGGAAAUGAGGGCGCAAGUCGUAAAGGAAUGUACUCUGAAAGAGAGUGCUGCUAUUAACCAAAUACUUGGUAGAAGGUGGCAUGCUUUAUCAAGGGAAGAGCAAUCAAAAUAUUAUGACUUAGCACGUAAAGAAAGGCAACUGCAUAUGCAAUUGUACCCGGGAUGGAGUGCACGGGACAACUACGCCCUUGUCAGUAAGAAAAAGAAACGCAAGAAGGACAAAUCGCAGGGGGAUGGAUCAGGUUAGAAAUACAUUUUUCUU
Anneissia japonica is the source of this 698-nucleotide messenger RNA. RefSeq names its product transcription factor 7-like 2. The coding region runs from base 33 to 683 and encodes 216 amino acids. The record is from RefSeq and is a predicted model, not a curated record. Gene Ontology annotation, cellular component: beta-catenin-TCF complex. Gene Ontology annotation, biological process: regulation of transcription by RNA polymerase II; canonical Wnt signaling pathway. Gene Ontology annotation, molecular function: RNA polymerase II cis-regulatory region sequence-specific DNA binding; DNA-binding transcription factor activity, RNA polymerase II-specific. The transcript has 4 exons. NCBI's taxonomy places the organism in Eukaryota, Metazoa, Echinodermata, Crinoidea, Comatulida, Comatulidae.